Pistacia vera is the source of this 588-nucleotide messenger RNA. Its product is annotated as putative disease resistance protein RGA4. Lineage: Eukaryota; Viridiplantae; Streptophyta; Magnoliopsida; Sapindales; Anacardiaceae. Gene Ontology annotation, biological process: defense response to other organism. Gene Ontology annotation, molecular function: ADP binding. Bases 1 to 588 code for a protein of 195 amino acids. The record is from RefSeq and is a predicted model, not a curated record. The transcript has a single exon.
AUGUGGGUAUGUGUUUCCGACGACUUCGACAUCACCCGAUUGAUGAAAGAAAUUAUUAAGUCUGCAAAACAUGAGGAGGAUUGUUCUAAGUUAAAAGCAGAUGAAAUUCCCAAGCGUUUGCAGGAAAUUUUGAUAGGUAAAAAGUUUUUGCUUGUCUUAGAUGAUGUUUGGAAUGAGAAGCCCAUGAAAUGGAGGGAAUUGAAAAACUUACUAGUGAGUAGUGUCAAUGGAAGUAAAAUUAUUGUGAGUACACGUAGUAAAACUGUUGCCGAGAUAAUGGGCACCGUUUCCCCACAUUUCAUACAAGGUCUUUCACUUGAGGAUUCUUUAUCAUUGUUUAAAAACUGCGCAUUUAAAGAUGGAGAAGGGAAAGAUUUUCCAAACCUCGUCAAAAUUGCUGAGGACAUUGUCGGAAAAUGUCAAGGAGUUCCGUUAGCUCUGAGAACUUUAGGGAGCUUACUUUUUGCAAACACAGACGAAGAUGAGUGGUUAAGAACGAAAAGAAGUGACAUAUGGCAGCUGAAACAGGAAAAUGAAGACAUCUUACCUGUAUUGAAAUUGAGCUAUAUAAUUUGCCGUCAUACUUGA